AUGGAAGGACUUCGACCGCCGGGAAACAGCCCGACUCACAUGCAUGAAUCUGACGCUGUCCAAGGAAAGGCACUCAAGGCUACUACUGAUGCACAAAUUUGCGGCUACUUUUCUGACAAUCCAGCAGCCUGCGCUCCCCCAUCCACCUGCAGUACUCCCAGCGGCGGCAACACAUACGGAGCCUCAUCGCGGUGCGUCUACUUUAUUUAUCAAACUGCGGCCGACGACCACACUAAGAUUACGUCCUGGGGUUGCGAUACAACACCGACGACAUAUAUCAUCGGACCGCUGCAAGCUGAGGAAACUUCAUCCACAACAGCAGCCGCGGAUGACGAAAAAGACUCGAGCUCUGGUCUUUCAAAAGAUGCUACGAUUAUUCUCGCCGUGGUUCUCCCCGUUGUAGGGUUGGGGGUUGUUAUAGCUGCAGUCAUGUUAUUCCUCCGCCGACGGAAGAAGAGAGUAGCUAACGGGCCUAAGCGAGUAGGCGGGGGAGCAAGAUCUGAGAUGGAGCAGACUACGGAACGUGCGCCCGUCCCUGAAAUACCGCCGUAUGAGAUGGGUGACAACAUCUUGCGGCCUGAAUUAGACAGCCGCGAGGUCCGUCAGUGA
Messenger RNA from Fusarium mangiferae, 609 nucleotides. RefSeq lists its product as uncharacterized. The record is from RefSeq and is a predicted model, not a curated record. The transcript is spliced from 3 exons. NCBI's taxonomy places the organism in Eukaryota, Fungi, Ascomycota, Sordariomycetes, Hypocreales, Nectriaceae. Bases 1 to 609 code for a protein of 202 amino acids.